GGCGGUCCUCAACUGCAGAGCUCAACAAUGCAGAUUCUGACUUAACGCAGCAAAACUCGGCGCUGAUUCAUCCGAAACUCGGCGAUGAAUUCGCGAGAAGUCGCACUGGUCUCCGCAGCCACCAUCUUCGGAGCCCUGGCUUCCACACUCGCGAUUCGCUUCUUCUUCACCAACCCCAAAAACUACUUCUCUGGAAAGUACUCUUCUCAAAAUGGUCAAAACGGCGUCGUUUCCAAGACCGCUUCUUCUCAGAGCCCUUUCGACCCCUCAAAACGAAGAGGGUACUUGUCUUGGGAUGAUUAUUUCAUGGCAAUUGCGUUUCUGUCAGCUGAAAGAUCUAAGGAUCCUAACAGGCAGGUUGGUGCAUGCUUGGUGAGUCAAAAUGGAGUGAUUCUUGGCAUUGGCUAUAAUGGGUUCCCAAGAGGCUGUUCAGAUGACAAGCUCCCUUGGGCAAAGAAAUCCAAAACUGGGGAUCCUUUGGAGACGAAGUAUCCUUAUGUUUGUCAUGCUGAAGUCAACGCCAUCCUAAACACAAACCAUGCAUCUGCUGCUGGACAGAGGCUUUAUGUGACCAUGUUUCCUUGCAACGAAUGUGCCAAGAUAAUCAUUCAGUCAGGUGUCUCUGAAGUCAUCUAUUUUGUGGAGAAGAGGUUGAACAACUCACAAGUUGCAUAUAUCGCUUCUCACAAACUUCUAUCAAUGGCUGGCGUAAAAGUGAGGAAACAUCAACCACAGAUGGACCAGAUUUUGAUCAAGUUUGAGGAGCUCUAGUUUCAGUAGAUGAAGGGUGUUGCUUUUACUGUAACAUUAGUCAUUUGUACUCUGAGAUCAAGAGGCCCAUGGUAAUCAUUGGGACAAUAGAUAACAGUUCUUCAAACUGAGAUGCAUUUGAUGUAAUUUGGACUGAAAAUAUUUUUGGGAGUGAUUCUGGGAACAAUUUUUUUUUGAAAA
This is a messenger RNA of Vitis riparia (riverbank grape), 951 nucleotides long. RefSeq names its product deoxycytidylate deaminase. The transcript has 9 exons. Gene Ontology annotation, molecular function: hydrolase activity; zinc ion binding. The coding region runs from base 85 to 771 and encodes 228 amino acids. Lineage: Eukaryota; Viridiplantae; Streptophyta; Magnoliopsida; Vitales; Vitaceae. The record is from RefSeq and is a predicted model, not a curated record.